AUGCAGGCUUGAAGCGAUUUGGCGGACACGAUGAUCUGUUAUGGCCCGCGACACUACAAACGACCCCGAUGCCGCGCGCAAGGGAGGCAGCAACGAAGAGGCGACGGGUCUGCUGCAUGCAGAACAUGGCACUCCCAGGGACGAUUUGGGGGAUGACGAUGAAGAGAACCAUAUCGUCUACGCCAAGCCUUCAUCCCCGGUGAAAGAGUCAAAGCCCCGUACGAUACGACAGUCGAGUUUUGCGCAGAGCAGACCCAAUGGCGAGCCCAGGACGCCGCAUAGAGUGCGCUUCGAGGUCAGCGAACCAGACGCCAUUGGAGAGACGCACCACGACUGGAUCGAGGAAGAAGACUACAUGGAUGGUCACGCUUCUCCUGGCGGACAGCAGCGAGCGCCUCUCCUGACGGGCAUUGAGGCGCCCAGUGUGUCCGUCGCCAACGACAUCGAGUAUCUCGAGGAAGACCUGCUCGAAUCUGCCCGGCCCAAGAGUGGUCUCGGCAGUGCUUUUAUGAACAUGGCCAACAGCAUCAUCGGCGCGGGAAUCAUUGGACAACCAUACGCAUUCAAACAGGCAGGCCUCUUGACCGGCAUUGUCCUCUUGCUCGUGCUGACCAUCACUGUCGAUUGGACGAUUCGCCUGAUUGUCAAGAACUCCAAAUUGAGUGGAGCCAAUUCUUUCCAGGCCACUAUGGAGCACUGUUUCGGCAAGUCCGGCUUGGUCGCAAUCUCGGUCGCUCAAUGGGCUUUCGCCUUUGGAGGGAUGGUUGCCUUCUGCAUCAUCAUUGGAGACACGAUACCCAGAGUCCUUGCCUCCAUGUUCCCUUCGUUGCACACCAUUCCAGUCCUCGGACUGCUUACAGAUCGGAGAACCAUCAUUGUGCUCUUCACUUUGGGCGUUUCAUAUCCCCUGUCGCUGUACAGAGACAUUGCCAUGCUGGCCAAAGCUUCCUCGUUGGCUCUCAUCAGCAUGGUGAUCAUCCUGGUGACCGUCCUCAUCCAGGGCCCAUUAGCACCGGACGAUUUGAAGGGGCCGAUCAAAUCCAGUCUCAUCAUCAAUGCGGGCGUCUUUCAGGCCAUUGGCGUCAUCUCUUUCGCUUUCGUGUGUCAUCACAACAGCUUGCUCAUCUACGGCUCGCUGAGAACACCUACCAUGGAUCGAUUCGCAAAAGUCACACACUGGAGCACAUCCAUAUCGAUGAUUGCGUGUCUCGUCAUGGCCCUCGCAGGGUACUUGAUAUUUGGAAGCAAGACACAGGGCAAUGUUCUGAACAACUUCCCCAACGACAACUUCAUGGUCAACAUCGCUCGACUCUGCUUUGGCCUGAACAUGCUCACCACACUUCCACUGGAAUGCUUCGUCUGCCGAGAAGUCAUGACAGAAUACUACUUUCCCACCGAAAACUUCAACCCUAAUCGCCACCUGAUCUUCACGACCUCGUUGAUUCUCUCCGCCAUGGGCAUGUCGCUCAUCACCUGCGAUUUGGGCGUCGUGUUCGAGCUCGUGGGAGCUACGAGUGCGUGUGCUUUGGCAUACAUUCUGCCGCCUUUGUGCUACGUCAAACUCACCACUCGCCGCACCUGGGAGGUCUAUGCCGCAUAUGUGUGCAUUGCAUUUGGGUGUACGGUGAUGAGCAUCAGUCUGAUUCAAGCGAUUGGGAAAAGUAUCCGAGGUGACCCGGGAGGGGGUACGUGUUCUGUCAGUUAAAAAAAAUAGACGAUACGAUACGAUA
Molecule: messenger RNA, 1730 nt
Organism: Sphaerulina musiva SO2202
Lineage: Eukaryota; Fungi; Ascomycota; Dothideomycetes; Mycosphaerellales; Mycosphaerellaceae
Product: amino acid transporter
Exons: 1
Coding region: 41-1705 (554 amino acids)
Biological process (GO): amino acid transmembrane transport
Cellular component (GO): endoplasmic reticulum
Molecular function (GO): amino acid transmembrane transporter activity
Source: RefSeq, a predicted model, not a curated record